GUUAUUUCUAAGCAACUUCAGACUGAUAUCUACCGUUAUUGUAUAUAUGGAGUAUCUAUAGCAUGAUUUGAUCGGAAAUGUGUUACUUUUUUUCGUGAUCGAAGAAAAGAAAAAUUAGCAUACAGAUAUCUGUAUGAUAGAAAGGACGAUUUUUAACGUAAUUAAAUUUAUUAAAUCGCGACAUUAGGAAAGGAAAAAAAUACUUAUUAUAUAUAUAAAAAUUUGGUUCGUUUCAAAAUCAGUACAAGAUGCAAGAAUCUCAGCCGAAAAAAGGGAAAAAAGCAAGAAGAAAGCGUAAUGAUAGUGAUGAAGACAUCGAAAAAGUUCUUGCUGAGUUAGAACUAGAAUAUUCCGGCCAAAAAGCACAAGUUAAAGAGGUAAAGGAAUCUUCUAAAAACACUUUAGAAAAUAAAGAAAGUGCCAAAGAAACUGCAGUAAGUUCAGAAACUAAAGACGAGCCAGAACAGAAAAUAGAAGAGGAGAAGAAGAAAAAAACGAAGAAAGAUAAAAAGAAGGAUAAAGGCGAAAACAAGGAAUUCAAGGAAGAUAUUACAAAUGAUAUUAAUAAUGAACAAGCAACUGAUGACACAAGUGUUACCGCUGAAGAUGAAAUGGAAGGUGGUACUGUCAAAACGGCAGCACAAAAAAAGAAAGAAAAGAAGGAACGAGAGAAACAGAAGAAGUUGGCUUUAAAAAAAGCAGAGGCUGCUAAGAAAGCUGAAAAUGGUGAAGCAACAAAAAAACCUGCUAAAGAAAAACAGGACGAGAAACAAGAAAUAGAAGAAAAAGCAGCCAGCAUCGCAGAACCAGAGGAAGAUGUAGGGGAACUCGAAGAAGGAAAGAAGAAGAAAAAGAAGGGUGCGGCUAAAGAGGAAGCAAAAGAAAAAGGUAAGGGACCUGGUAAAAAGACCAUCGCUGCGAUGCAAGAAGCCUUGAGAAAAUUAAAGGAAGAAGAAGAAAGAUUAAUACGAGAAGAAGAGGAAAGAAUAAGACAAGAAGAAUUACGCGAAAAAGCAAGAUUAGAACAAAUUCAAUUGGAACAAGAACGAAAGGAAAGGAAAAAAUUAAAAGAAAAGCAGAGGAAAGAAAGAUUGAAAGCGGAAGGAAAACUUUUAACUAAUAAACAAAAGCAGGAUAGAGCAAGAGCGCAAGCUAUGAUUAACGCUCUCAAAGCUCAGGGUUUAGAUCUACCGGAUGUUGGAGAUAAAAAGCCUAGGGCAGGAACGAGAAUAAGGCCAAAUAAAAUGAAACAACAAACCAGUGUUGAGGAAAAAGAUGACAAAAAAUCUGAAGAUACUGAAACGGAUACGGAUCGCGUUCAAGUUGAAUUAAUUUAUCAAACACCGAAAGAUGUACCUGAGAAAAAGGAAGAGGAGGUCAAAGAUUCUUGGGAUGCUGAAAGUAGUGGGGAUGAACAGGAAGAGGAAGAUAAAUCAGACGAAGCAUCGAAAACGUCUGAAGAAACGAAAGAAACCAUUUUAUCCAAUGCAGACAAAUCAAAUUUGGUAGGAGACUUAGAAAAGAAAGAAUCGUCGGAAAGUGAAUCUGAAAGUGAAAGCGAAAGUGAAUCAGAAUCAGAGGAUGAAAGUGAGGAAGAUAGUGGAUUAGAAGAUAGAGUACCGGAUGCUGCACGAAAAAAGGAACGUGCGCAGGAACGCAUCCUAAAUCGCCGACUCGAAGCUGAAAAGAAGAAAUCGUUGGAUAACCUGAGAGCAGCUGUAGUUUGUGUUUUGGGCCAUGUAGAUACUGGUAAAACAAAGAUCCUUGAUAAAUUGAGGAGAACUAACGUACAGGAUGGGGAAGCUGGUGGUAUAACUCAACAAAUUGGUGCAACCAAUGUACCAAUUGAAGCGAUACAAGAAUCAACGAAACAUGUUAAGGGUUUUGCUGAUAAAGUAUUUAAGAUACCCGGACUUUUGAUAAUAGACACACCUGGGCACGAAUCUUUCAGUAAUCUUAGAAGUCGAGGAUCCUCUCUUUGCGAUAUCGCAAUUUUAGUUGUUGAUAUAAUGCAUGGUUUGGAACCACAAACCAUCGAAAGUAUUAAUCUAUUAAAAGUUAAGAAAUGUCCAUUUGUUGUAGCUCUUAAUAAGAUUGACAGGUUGUACGAUUGGCAAACAAUGAAUCGAAAAGAUGUCCAAGAUAUUAUAAAAAGUCAAGCUAUCAAUACGCAACGAGAAUUUGAGAAACGUUCGAAAGAGGUAAUCGUCCAAUUUGCCGAGCAAAGUCUAAAUGCAGCCUUGUUUUAUGAAAAUCCUGAUCCACGCAGUUAUGUAUCCUUAGUUCCUACGAGUGCCAUAACAGGCGAGGGUAUGGGAAAUUUGUUAGCAUUAAUAGUCGAUGCUUCCCAGGGUCCGUUAGCUAAGAGACUUAUGUAUAGCGAAGAGCUUCAAGCUACUGUACUAGAAGUUAAAGCAUUACCUGGCUUAGGAACUACAAUAGAUUGUAUUCUAGUCAAUGGCAUGUUGAAGGAAGGUGAUACGAUGAUAGUCGCGGGAACUGAUGGACCCAUCGUAACACAAAUAAGAUCACUUCUUAUGCCCCAACCAUUAAAAGAGUUAAGAGUAAAGAAUGCAUACAUCGAGCAUCGAGAAGUCAAGGCUGCUCAAGGUGUUAAAAUAGCAGCAAAAGAUUUAGAAAAAGCUAUUGCCGGAUUGAAUCUUCAAAUCGCUCAAAAGCCAGAUGAAGUUGAUAUCCUGAAAGAAGAAAUAGCCAAGGAACUUAGCAGUGCUCUUGGAAAUAUACGACUUGCUGAACGAGGUGUAUAUGUCCAAGCAUCAACUUUGGGUGCCCUGGAAGCAUUGUUAGAUUUCCUUCGAAGCAGUAAAAUUCCGUAUUCCGGUAUUCGUAUUGGACCAGUUGUGAAGAAGGAUGUGAUGAAGGCCUCGAUUAUGCUCGAACACGACAGCCAAUACGCCACAAUUCUCGCAUUUGAUGUAAAGAUAGAAAGGGACGCUCAAGAACUUGCCGACUCGUUGGGGGUUAAGAUCUUCCAAGCUGACAUCAUCUACCACCUGUUCGACAAGUUCACCUCCUACAGGGAGGAAUUGAAACAACGGAAGCGAGAUGAGCACAAACACAUAGCUGUUUUCCCUUGCAAAUUACGUGUCUUACCACAGUACAUCUUCAAUUCAAGAGAUCCUAUAGUGAUGGGUGUUAUGGUUGAAGCUGGUAUCGUCAAGGAAGGAACACCGCUCUGUGUGCCAAGUAAAGAUUUCGUCGAAUUAGGUAUUGUUUCUAGUAUAGAAUACAAUUACAAAUCAGUGGAAUCGGCUCGGAAGGGACAGGAAGUGUGUGUCAAGAUCGAACCGAUACCAGGCGAAGCACCGAAAAUGUUCGGUCGUCAUUUCGAUGAAAAGGAUUUCAUCAUUAGCAAGAUAAGCAGACAAAGUAUAGAUGCCUGUAAGGAUUACUUUAGGGACGAUUUGUUGAAAACCGAUUGGCAAUUAAUGGUCGAAUUAAAGAAAUUAUUUCAAAUACUUUAGGAAGACUCUUUCGAAUUUGCGCCGAUCCUCGCGCGCUAAACAUACAAUCAACCGGCUGGCCGAUUCUUAAGGGACGACGAGACAAUAUUCAAAACACAUAUUUUUGCUCGACACAAAACUAGCACGCGAGAAUAAUAUUAUCAUUAUCAUCGUCCUUGAGAAUACAUUACGAAGAAAAGAAACAAGAAUAAUAUUUAAUAACAAUAUUAAUAUAAUAAUUGUGUCAUCGACGACGCCCAAUGUCAAGACGACAAUCAUCCUCGAGUUCGUAUUUUGAAAAUCGUCCGAUACAGAAAUUUAAAAACUGAACGAGAAAAGAGAAUAAAACAAAUGAAGAAAAAUACAAGAAAUUAAAAAACCAACAAAGAGAGAAAGAGAGAGGAGAUGAUAUCUUGUUUAAUCUUUUUCUGUUAUAAUUCGUGUCGUAUGUAAAAUUGAAUACUUCGGUCCCAAUGAUCGUCAUCUUCAUCAUAAUCACAAUGAUCAACGCGUCUUCGAAAAUCAACGAAACUUUUCAUUCGUACGUACAUAUUAUACCUAUCUUUCUCUCUCUCUUUCUUUCAGCCGACAAAAAAUUAAUGAAUCCGUAAAAUAUGAAGGUGAAGAAUCGAACGUGUAUUAAGCAUGAAAAGGAAGGUAAAAAAAACCGAUCAUAGUUGAAGAAAUCGCGUAUGCGUUUUUUUUUUUUUUUUUUUUCUCUACAAACAUUCUCUAUAAAACGCAAGCUUUCUUCGUGUCCUCCUCCUCUGACUGAGCAACAAGUUUCGUUCGGUAUUGCUGUUGCUGUUUGCUGUUACUGCUGGCUCGAUUCCCCGUUACGAUUCGAAUACACAGUUCUCGAGUCGAGUUUCUUGCGAUCGGUGAAUAUAUAGCUGCGUGUAGUUGUCUACUCUAUUCGCUGAGAGAGAAAGAAAGAGAGAAAGAGAGAGAGAGAGAGAGAGAGAGAAAAAGAGGAAAGAUUUUACUGGAAGAGGAGAAGACUUCUAUCGUCUUCUCGUCAACUUGUAUUUCUUUUUUCUUUCUCUCUCUCUCUCUCUAUCUAUCUAUCUAUCUCUUUAUUUAUCUUCGUCUACUUUUUCAAUAUGAAGGUGCCAACAUGGUCGACGUUAUUCAUCCUCCUCCUCCUCCCCCCCGUCUCGCAUAUUUUCUUCCCCGUCGUAUUCUUCGCUAUUAAAGUUAGUUAUAAUCCUUAAAGAGACGGAUAGACGCGAUUUAGAUAGAACGAAUAAUAAAAACUUCAUCAAGAGUGAGUGAGAGAGAGAGAGAGAGAGAAAGAGAGAGAGAGUGAAUACGCAAGUAAGUAAGAAUGUAAAUAUAUAUGUGUGUGUAUGUGUCGUACGGUCGUCGACCAUAGUCUCCAACGAAACAUAUGGUACACACGACAUACAUCUCUCUCACUCUUUGAGAAACCGUAUGUGAAGGAAAUAAAAAAAAAAAAAAUAAAAUAAUUAGAAAAAAAUAAGAAAAAAGGAAAAGAAUAUGUAAGGAAAGGAAUAUGUAGGAGAAUAAAAAAACGUAACGUUGGUUAAAACUCAUUACAUCGACAGUCAAAUGAAAAGGAUAUAACAAAUAUAACGAACGACGAUGUGGCGAUGAAGAAAACCCGUGAAGAAGACCCGCGCGUUCGUGCCUUUUCUUCGUAGAGAAAAAUAAAGAUUAAGAGAGAAAUACAAGGAAAGAAAGAAAGAAAGAGAGAGAAAGAAGUAAAGCUUGAGGAGUCGUCGUUGCGCGUCGGACUCGCCUAUAAAACUUGCCUUGAUACUCACGAUCAUUCUUGGAAGAGAGGAGCGUGUCUGGUAUAAAUUCUCUUCGACGUAUUUCCGGUUUUGUCGCCUAAGAACGCACGUAUGAGUCCAAAGGAUAAAGCGAGAAAGCGAGGAACCAAGCAAGUAAAAAAGAAAGAGAGAGAGAGAGAACAAAUCGGAUAGAAAAAGUAAGAAGAAGGGGGAUAGAAAAAUAGAUAGCUCGAAAGACAGGGUGUGCUUGUGCAUGCAUGUACGUUUGUAUGUGUUGUUUUGCGUGUGUUAUUUGCGCGCGAGAGAAAGAGAGACAUAAGAAAUCAAAGAAUCGAUAUGACUGUAGAAAAAAAAAAAAAGAAGAAAGAAAUGCAAACUUUAUGUCGAAUAAUAAAUGCAAGAGAAAUGAUACAAAAUAAUAUGAAUCUUAUAAAAUGAAAUCACUGUUUAAAUAUGCAUAAUAAUAAUAAUUUAAAAGAAAUCAUAUAAAAGGAAGAUCUUGGAAGCGGAUGAUUAAGACAUGGAGAGAAGGAACGGGGUUGGGUGGGUAAGAAGAAGAAGUAAAUUGAUGAAACAAAAAAAAAAGGAAUUAACGUGUUUUAUAUAUGUACUCCCUUUGUAUAAAUCAACCAAGUAAAUUAAUGCGAGGAUAAUAAUAAAGAGUACGUGUUUCGCAAUAAAAUGAUGCAUCUAUAUA
Messenger RNA from Polistes canadensis, 5918 nucleotides. It is a transcript of the gene eIF5B, whose product is annotated as eukaryotic translation initiation factor 5B. Gene Ontology annotation, molecular function: GTP binding; GTPase activity; translation initiation factor activity. The transcript has 16 exons. The record is from RefSeq and is a predicted model, not a curated record. Lineage: Eukaryota; Metazoa; Arthropoda; Insecta; Hymenoptera; Vespidae. Bases 249 to 3485 code for a protein of 1078 amino acids.